Populus trichocarpa (black cottonwood) is the source of this 1637-nucleotide messenger RNA. RefSeq names its product fasciclin-like arabinogalactan protein 4. NCBI's taxonomy places the organism in Eukaryota, Viridiplantae, Streptophyta, Magnoliopsida, Malpighiales, Salicaceae. Gene Ontology annotation, cellular component: plasma membrane. The record is from RefSeq and is a predicted model, not a curated record. The transcript has a single exon. The coding region runs from base 136 to 1419 and encodes 427 amino acids. Gene Ontology annotation, biological process: abscisic acid-activated signaling pathway; multidimensional cell growth; mucilage biosynthetic process involved in seed coat development.
CUUUUGGUCAUUCCCCUCCUAAAAAACACAUUUUCCUGCUCUACAUCAAAAUCACUCUCAAUCCUCUUCACUCACUCACUCUCUCUCACUCCUUUCACUCUCUCUGCUGCAUCCUGAAAAGGUAAACCCAAGGGGAUGGCACCAAUCAAUCCAGCCAUUUCCCAUAUUACCCCAACAACCACACUAACCUAUUUCCUCCUCCUCCUCCUCGCCACCACCACUACUACCACCCCAAUUUUAGCCAUAACCAAUUUAACAGCCCUCCUCUCCUCCUUCCCUGACUUCUCCUCCUUCACUUCCCUCAUCACCUCCAUACCCUCUCUAACCUCAGACCUUUCUGACCGAUCUGCCCUUACUCUCUUAGUCAUUCCAAAUUCUUAUCUUUCCUCCUCUUUAGACCUCACGCGCCGCCUCUCUCCAUCUGCCCUCGCCGACCUCCUUCGUUACCACAUCCUCCUCCAAUACCUCUCCUCCUCCGACCUCCACCAAGUUCCCCCCUCUGGGGCCCUCAUUACCACCCUCUUCCAAACCACCGGCCGUGCCUCCUCUAACUCUGGCUCUGUUAACAUCACUCGAAACCCAGUAACAAAUGCAAUCACUAUCUCCUCUCCAUCCCCGUUUUCCUCCUCAAACGCCACGGUUUUGUCCUUGAUAAUGACUCUUCCUUACAAUGUUUCCAUAAUUUCAGUGAAUUCUCUGUUAGUCCCAUAUGGUUUUGAUUUGAUGGCAUCAGAAACAAGGCCUACAUUGGGUUUGAAUAUCACUAAAGCAUUACUUGAUGGCCACAGUUUUUUGGUCGCAGCUUCUUUGUUAUCUGCUUCUGGAGUAGUACAGGAAUUUGAAGCUGAUGAAGGAGGAGCUGGGAUAACUCUUUUUGUGCCUACAGAUUCUGCUUUUUCAGAUCUGUCGGCAACUGCUAUCAGUCUACAGUCAUUGCCAGCUGAUAAGAAAGCUGAUGUCUUAAAAUUUCAUGUCUUGCAUUCCUAUUACCCUCUGGGUUCCUUGGAGUCUAUCGUUAAUCCUGUGCAGCCUACAUUGGCUACUGAAGAUAUGGGUGCUGGCAGUUUUACGCUGAAUAUUUCGAGGGUUAAUGGGUCAGUUGCGAUUGAUUCAGGGAUUGUUCAGGCGUCUGUUACGCAGACUGUUUUUGACCAGAACCCUGUUGUCAUUUUUGGUGUUUCGAAAGUGCUUUUGCCUAAAGAGAUUUUUGGGAGGAAUCCUGUGUUGACUAGUAAGCCAGGGAAUACUGAUAUGGGAAAUGCACAGCCGCCUGUCAGUGCUUUGUCACCAGAGAAUUCGCCGAAAAUGCUGUCGUCUGCUCCAGGUGUUAGAGAAGAGAUUAAGUCUGGAGUUGGAGGGUUGCAGUGGUUGAGUACUCUACAUUUGCUUUGUGUUGUUUUUGUAUGCAAUUGUAUUUAGUGGUAUGUGUUUUAAUUAUUUUGCACUUGAUAAUCAAAGAUUUUUUUUUUUUUUUUUGGGGGGGGGGGGUGUACACUUUAUUGAAUUGAAUUUGGCUACAAAAGUAGCUUUUUUUGUGCUUUUCUUUGUAUGUGGCACUGUAGAGGGAGAUGUCUAAGUGUGAAUUGUGUAGCUUCUUGAAUAAUUUAUAUCAUAAGAGCAUCAUAUUUUCUCUGGCA